CUUCUUUUCUCUCGCACAAACCCCCAUACGCAAACCGCCAUACAUUUUUCCAUCGUUAUCUUCGUUUUUCUCAUACUUCUUAUCUAAGAUUUUUUUUUACCACCGCCUUCCCUCUCCAAUGCAAGAAACCCUUAUCCGCUGCUGCGUUCUUUUUCACGUAGGUCUCAAAUUCCUCCCAUCAUAUUCCGCCGCAACCACCGUUAUUGUUCUUCAAUCAGCUUCUUCUUCCGUUCAGAUGAAGAAGGUGGAUCUGUUGUGGUUGUUUCCGGGUUUAUGAAAUCGAAGUACACACCUGAAAUCGGCGUCAAGAGGCUGCGGUGGUGAGGAGCAUCUGUAGUGAGGGAGCAGAAUUUCGACUCUGAAAUUGAGAUUAAGGGUUUAGGUGUUAGUCUAGGGUUUCGUUGAUGGGUAAAAGAUCGAAGGCAUACCAGAACCCAAAAAGUGGCAGUCAAAAAUCGUUGAUAGAUGUUUCAGAUGUACUCAUCGUCAGACCAGUCACCACCGCCUACGUCUUUUUAUCUAGGGUUCGUCAAUCAAAUUUCAAUCUGAAGGGAUUUUUUCUCAAGGGUGGUGGAUCUCUAAAUUUGUUGUUUCCAAGUCAAGCAUCGACAUUUCAAAAUCAAAGAGGGCAGUUGAUGGAGUUUGGAAUAGUAUGGUACAAGUUUCGUAGAAGUUACUUUUUGGACUUUGUGACGUUGGUUUGA
This is a messenger RNA of Lactuca virosa, 704 nucleotides long. Lineage: Eukaryota; Viridiplantae; Streptophyta; Magnoliopsida; Asterales; Asteraceae. The record is from the annotation of a GenBank genome assembly.